Molecule: messenger RNA, 1035 nt
Organism: Lachancea nothofagi CBS 11611
Lineage: Eukaryota; Fungi; Ascomycota; Saccharomycetes; Saccharomycetales; Saccharomycetaceae
Source: the annotation of a GenBank genome assembly
AUGUUCCAAAACGCAUUCAAGAGAGCAUUUGGACGGAGUUCAAAGAUCUCCCCUAAAUAUAGAUUGUACUCACAGUCUUUCCAGUAUCAAAGAUUCAACAACAAACAAUCGAAGAGCUUCUCACAGCUACUAGUGGAUCCCACGUCAAGAAAGUAUCUGGCAUUUGCUUUGGGAGGAGGGUCCCUUUUUUAUAUCACACACCUCGAAGAAGCUCCGGUUACCGGUAGAACCAGAUUCAUGUGGCUUCCUCGCUCACUGGAGCUGAAAAUUGGCAAUUACUCGUAUAACUCAAUGCUUGGUCAGACCAAAGGGUCAAUUUUGCCUGCAAACAAUCCGCUGACGGUAAAAGUAACUAAAAUAUUUGAUAGAAUUGUUGACGCUGCUCAGAGGGAUCCAAGUAUCGAUAAACAGCUUUUGGAAGGUGUAAACUGGCAAAUACAUAUUGUGGAUGAUCCAAAAGCCCCUCCUAAUGCUUUUGUUUUACCAGGUGGUAAGGUUUUUGUUUUCAGCAGUAUACUCGGUAUUUGCAAAAACGAUGACGGGUUAGCAACGGUGCUUUCGCAUGAAUUUGCUCACCAACUUGCUAGGCACACUGCAGAGAAUCUAUCAAAGGCUCCUAUCUACUCCAUACUGGGCGCCAUUCUCUAUACGGUCACAGGAGCUGAUAUAUUCAAUCGGCUGAUUUUAGAUGGUUUUUUGAAAAUGCCAGCCUCUAGACAGAUGGAAACAGAAGCAGAUCACAUAGGACUGAUGAUAAUGUCUCGUGCUUGUUUUCAUCCUCAAGAAGCUGUUAAACUUUGGGGGCGCAUGGCUGAAUUUGAACGACGCGUAAAGGGUAGUGGAAAUUUUAGUCCGGAAUUUUUGAGCACGCACCCAGCCAGCGACAGGCGAAUCGAGAACAUGCAAUCUUGGAUGCCUAAAGCUCAAGAGCUUUACUCACAAUCUAGCUGUGGCACAGGUGGCUACUAUGAUAGUUUUCAUAACAUUUUUAGCGGACAAACCCGCGGUGAGGGCCCGGUUUUCACUUGGGGGUAG